AUGCAUCGGCACGAAUGGGCCGGAUCGACUGGAGUGAUACCACGGCCUCACAGAAAACCGACGUCAAACAACACUUUCGUUGUAUUUCGUCGUGUGAGUGAAGUUACCAGAGGCCCAAUUUUUUAUUUUGUUUCAUUUAAAAAAAAGAACUUUGCUUUACUCAAUGUUUUCUCCUAUAUCGUGAGAGCGUUUACAAAUGUACAAGUUCACAUACACAUCAUACCUAGACCCGGAACAUCAAUCUGUGGAUCACCCAAAGAGUUUUUUCCGACCCGGGAAUCGAACCUCGUUACACGUUGCCCGGCAGCCGGUUGCCCAGCCACCGCGUGAACCGUCCGAUGUAAU
Spodoptera littoralis (African cotton leafworm) is the source of this 345-nucleotide messenger RNA. NCBI's taxonomy places the organism in Eukaryota, Metazoa, Arthropoda, Insecta, Lepidoptera, Noctuidae. The record is from the annotation of a GenBank genome assembly.